Fonsecaea nubica is the source of this 861-nucleotide messenger RNA. RefSeq lists its product as hypothetical. The record is from RefSeq and is a predicted model, not a curated record. Gene Ontology annotation, cellular component: cytoplasm. Bases 1 to 861 code for a protein of 286 amino acids. Lineage: Eukaryota; Fungi; Ascomycota; Eurotiomycetes; Chaetothyriales; Herpotrichiellaceae. Gene Ontology annotation, molecular function: aldehyde-lyase activity. The transcript has a single exon.
AUGUAUUCCGCUACGAGCUCAGGCCAGACAACCGGCAGUGUCGUCAGCGAGGGCAAUGAGACUCUCCAGACAUUAUCUGGUCUCAUCCAGAAGAAGAAAGUCCUGGCGGGCUGCGGCCUUGCCAGCGGCAACGUCUGGUGCAGCCAGAUCAUUGCGCGGUCCGGGUUCGACUGGGUGUUGAUCGACAUGGAACACGCCCCUAUUUGCCCAGAAAAGGCGACCGCCAUCACUCAAGCCGUGGUGGCCGCUUCAGCUGGUCAAUGUAUCCCCAUCAUUCGCACUCCUUCGCACGGGGUAGAAUGGGUGAAAUGGGCCCUGGAUUGUGGUGCCGCGGGCAUCAUCGUGCCCAUGAUCAACAACGGUGUAGAGGCUGAACGCGUUGUCCAGCACGCACUCUACCCUCCGCACGGCCAGCGCAGCUUUGGCCCAUUCCUGGCCCCAUUUGCCGACACUGACCGCUCCUCCGACGUGGCCAAAUACCUGACGAAGCGGGUUCCACAGCUGGCCAUCAUCCUCAUGAUCGAGUCGGCUGAGGGUGUCCGACAUGCAGAGGAAAUCCUGAGUGUCAAAGGGGUGACGGGAUGUUUCAUCGGCUCCUUCGAUCUUCGACAGUCCCUGGGGCUUCAAGGGGGAGACGGGGAGGAACCAGUCUUUGUUGAAGCCCUGGAAAAGGUGCUGAGCAUUGGGCGGCGCCACAAUUUGGCCGUCGGCACCGUUGCCAUGAGCGAGGCCGCCGCAAAACGCAAGACGGAAAUGGGCUUUAGCUUUCUCCUUUCGGGAACAGACAUGUUUUUCCUGGCUGCUGGUGCGGAGAGGAACUUGGAUCAAUGUGUCCGUGGAGUUCGGUCAGCCGAGGUAUAG